AUGGGCGCGUCGGAUCGGGCCUUAGACACAGACCAUGGUCACACCGCAGACUGCUACACGGGCCGUCGUUCGGUGCUCCUCCUAGUCCUAGCCUCAGCCAGCGCUCCUCCUAGCCUCGGCUUGCCGCAGCCUGCAUCACGGAUCCCCUCCCAUCACGGAUCGACGCUCCCCAUCACGGAUCCCGCUGGGCGCUGGGCGCUCCCCAUCACGGAUCAGCCUGCAUCACGGAUCCCGCUGGGCGCUGGCCUCGGCUUCACGGAUCCACUGCCAGCGGCCUAGCUCCCCAUCCCGUCGUGGCUGGCGAGCAGAGGCGUCGCCGGCUCCCCUGCCAGCGGCCUAGCUCCCCAUCCCUCCCUGGCUGGCGAGCAGAUGCGUCGUCGGCUCCCCUGCCAGCUCCCCCGCCAUCUCUACGCCAGAGGCCCAGAGUCGUGGCAAGCAGAGCGCGAUUGAACGCCUGUCACCAGCACGACUGAACGUCCGCCGCCCUACAACAGCAACAGAAAGCAUCCUCCUGUAACUGGAUUGUGGCUGCUCCGUUGCUGUUUGACUCAGUGAAGUUCAGCUUGAAGGACAGAGAACUGACACCGGUGAUAUUACAAAACACGAUUGAGUGGAGAUGGAUUUAAGGAUAUCUGAGGGUUCUGGUACUAAUACCACCUUGGAUGACCAAUCGAUACAAUCGCCGACCAGAAGGGCAAAGGUUUGGGAGUAUUUUCUACAAGAGUUAGUUGAGGUUGAUGGAGUGAUGAAGGCUGUUUGCAAAUACUGUGGGGCGAAGCUGACAAGUAAAAGGAAUUCAGGAACAAAUAGCCUUAGAAACCAUGUUGCGGAUACAUGUCCUAAAAUUCCAGUUGAGGACCGCAAGCAAUUCAUUGCUACAAUGAGAAAAAGGACAGGAGAAGGUUCAUUUGUGUUUGACCCUCGAAAGACUCGUGAGUGCAUGGUUAAGUGGUGCAUCAGUGCCGAGGUCGCAUUCAACAAGUUUGAUGAUCCUUUCUUUGCCACGUGGAUGGAGUCAUUGCAACCAUCGUUCAGCGGUGUUGGGCGUCAGACAAUGAGAAAUGAUUGUAUUGCCAGAUUCAAGAUGAUGAGGCAAGAGCUAAGGAAUGAGCUACAGAGUCUUAACUCUCGGAUUUGCUUGACAUCUGAUCUUUGGACCUCAAAUCAGAAGUUGGGUUAUCUUUGCUUGACAGCCCACUACAUUGAUGCAAACUUUAUCUUGAAAAAGAAGACUAUUGCAUUCAAAGAUGUCAAAUAUCCACACACGAGCCUAGCAGUCGAAGAAGUAAUUACGAAGUGUCUCAUAGAGUGGGGGAUAAAAGAGAAGGUGUUUACUAUCACAUUGGAUAAUGCCUCCAACAAUCAAUCAGCAUGUGACCUCCUUCGAGAAAGUGGACGUUCAGACAUGUUAUUUGGAGGCGAGCAUCUUCAUGUCCGAUGUUGUGCACAUAUCUUGAAUCUCCUAGUUCAAGAUGGAAUGGCAAUUGCUCAUGGAGCAAUCGAUAAGAUUCGUGAUCUGGUCAGACAUAUCAUAUCCUCACCCUCUCGCAUACAAGCUUUUAAUGAGAUUGCUGAGAGGUCUGGAUUGCCUUCAAAGGCCGGAUUAAUUCUUGAUGUUCCAAAUCGUUGGAAUUCGACACACAACAUGAUUAUGGAGGCCAUUGAGUACAAAGUUGUCUUGAAGAGAUAUGCUGAGGAACAACUUGAGCCUUCACCAGAUGAUGAAGAGUGGACAAAUUCUGAGGCAAUUGGAGAGUUUCUUGGGGCAUUUGAGGAAGCUACAAAAGCAUUCUCAGCACAUAGAAGUCCAACAUCUCAUUUGUUUUUGCAUAAUGUGCUAUGUAUCCAUCAAGCUCUAAGAAAUGAAAAUUGGCAAAUCAAUUGUGUGCUUGAGGAUUUGGCACUAGCAAUGGAUUCUAAGUUCGAUAAAUACUGGGAGAAGGGCAAGUAUAAUAUGGCACUUGUCAUAGCCACUAUACUUGACCCGUCAAAGAAGAUGGAUUUUUUGGACUUUUUUUAUGAGAAGACGUGUCAACAGUUUAUCGACAUCCAGAUAAACAUGUCCUUGGCCAAACAAUGGUUCACUAAAUUUUUUGGUGAAUAUGCAAAAAUUGUUCAAAAAGAUACUACAGUCUCACCUAUUGUUGCUACAAAUACUAGUACUUUGGGCUCACCGAUUCUUGGAAAAAGAAGGUUGGAUAAAGAAUUUUCUCAGUGGUCCCAAACAAGAGGAAGACGUCUUGCAAAGUCUGAGCUUGACGCAUACUUAGAAGAAGAAUUUGUGAGAACAGAUGAAAGAUUUGAAAUUCUAAGUUGGUGGAGGACAAAUACAAACAAAUACCCAGUGCUUUCAGCUAUGGCGCGUGAUUUAUUAGCAAUACCUUUGAGCACUGUUCCUUCGGAGUCUGCUUUUAGCGCCGGUGGUCGCAUUCUUGCUGAUAAUCGAAGCUCAAUGACACCAGAAACACUUGAAUGCCUUGUAUGCUGCAAGGAUUGGUUGUAUGAGUACCCAAAUAUUCAAGUUUAUCCAGUUGUGUUUGGACCCAGCUAGCAGCAACACUCAUCCUACCCGUGGAAAUGGGGAGAUUUAUGCGUCGUCCGAUGGGCUUCUGAUGCUAUCUAGAUGUCCCCUUUCAUUGUUGCUAGCUUCAAGCUUGAUCACAGACUCUUUUCACUGCUACUAGUUUAUGUUUCUUGACAAAAAGAUUAUUGUUCAUUAAGGAUCUUUAACAGAUGUUUUUUGUUAUUCUCUCGAGACCUAAAUGUUUAUCGACCAAAAUUGUUACUGUGUAUGCAAGUAUGCAACUAUGUUUUUGUAUGUCACUGAAACUACCUAUAAAAUUGUUAUUGUGUAUCAGUGUA
This is a messenger RNA of Zea mays, 2862 nucleotides long. RefSeq names its product zinc finger BED domain-containing protein RICESLEEPER 2. The record is from RefSeq and is a predicted model, not a curated record. Bases 617 to 2551 code for a protein of 644 amino acids. Gene Ontology annotation, molecular function: DNA binding; protein dimerization activity. NCBI's taxonomy places the organism in Eukaryota, Viridiplantae, Streptophyta, Magnoliopsida, Poales, Poaceae. The transcript is spliced from 5 exons.